Cynoglossus semilaevis (tongue sole) is the source of this 2365-nucleotide messenger RNA. RefSeq names its product transmembrane protein 214 (gene tmem214). The record is from RefSeq and is a predicted model, not a curated record. The transcript has 17 exons. The coding region runs from base 100 to 2175 and encodes 691 amino acids. NCBI's taxonomy places the organism in Eukaryota, Metazoa, Chordata, Actinopteri, Pleuronectiformes, Cynoglossidae. Gene Ontology annotation, cellular component: Golgi apparatus; endoplasmic reticulum.
CGUUUAAAUUAUCACAAGCCUGUGAUUGGGCGUUCCGUCAGUCAACACUGACUGAGUGGAUUUCUUUAACCCGGACUGUAGUCCACCUGAAGCGGAGACAUGGCUUCGAAUAACGGCGCAGCCACCGGCAAAUGGGAGGUCGUGAAGAAGGGAAAGAAAAACGGUAGCUCGGCAAAGAACCAGAAUGACAAGAAGAACGGCAGCGCAGGACGGAAAGCGCUGGGUGAAUCCAACGUGCUGUCCAGACCUCCACUGAAGAUGUCGGAGACGCUGUUUGAGAACUUUGAGAAGAUGGGGAAGAAACAGAACAAGGAGCAGGUUCCACCGGCCACUGAGCCUCAAAGCAAGAAGCAGUCGUCGAAUAAACAGUCCAAGAAAUCGCAAUCCAGCAAUACAUCCACACCUGCCACUCACAGAAACCUGGAGGAGGCCUUCAAGUCUCUGGAUAUUGCCGACCUAAAGCAGCAGUUGGCCCGCAGUCAGACCCUGUUCCCAGAAAACCCAUCAGUCUGGGUCAAAGAUCUGGCAGGAUACCUCAACCUCAAGCUGACUGCACCAGAGACGGAGAUCACACUCAGCAGCUACACUCACGAGCUGAGGGGUGUGAUCAAAGGCCUCAUUGGACGCUGCAGUGACAUCCUGCCAGAUUUCUUUGACUACUGUGUUUACACCAUGCUCAGGGAGCUGGACAGAAAUUCAGGAGAACCACUGCACGGCUACAGAGUUUGCAUUCAGGCUCUUCUACAGGACAAACCCAGGAUAGCAACACAAAAUCUGCCAGAGUACUUGGAGUUACUGAGGUCGGUUCAGAACCGUCCAGCCAAGUGUUUGACCAUCAUGUGGGCUCUGGGCCAGGCUGGGUUUUAUGACCUCAGCCAGGGACUGAGAGUGUGGCUGGGAAUCAUGCUUCCUGUGCUCGGGGUCAGGUCCCUGUCAGCCUACGCCAUAGCUUAUCUGGACCGACUUCUGUUACUUCAUGCAAACCUCACAAAGGGAUUUGGUAUCAUGGGUCCAAAGGAGUUCUUCCCUUUACUGGACUUUGCCUUCAUGCCUAAGAACGCCCUCUCACCAAGUCUCCAGGAGCAGCUGAGACACCUGUAUCCUCGACUCAAAGUUCUGGCCUUCGGAGCCAAACCUGAGAGCACGUUACACACCUACCUGCCAUCGUUUCUGUCCAGAGCCACGUCCAACUGCCCUGCUGACAUGAAGAAGGAGCUGCUCAACAGCAUGACAGAGUGUCUGUGUGUGGAUGCACAGAGUCUGGGAGUGUGGAGGCAACUCUACACCAAGCAUUUACCCCAGUCCAGUUUUUUGUUGAAACAUCUACUAAAGUCCUGGAAAAGUCUGCCUCCCAAGCUUCGGAAGAACCUUGAGGAAACCAUCCAGUCGUUCCGAGUGACCAAUGAGGAGAUGAGAGAGAGCGUGGAGUCGCGGGAGCUUCGGGAGUGUCACAACCUGUGUCAGAACCUACAGGUGAAGAUGCGCGGGCGCGGGUUCCCCUGGUCCAGGCUGCUGAUGGUUUUGUGUGUGUUUGUCGCUGGUUUCAUCGCACACGACAUCAGAUCCCACGGCUCCUUCACAGAUUCCACCUCAGCCAGAUUUCUGAGCAGUUCGGGGAUCAAAGCUGGCUUCCUGCAGGCCCAGAGCGCAGUCACAGUUUACUCCAAACAGGGCUUCAGCUGGAUCGAGAAAAACACACCUUACUAUUACUCUGAGUGUGCCCGGGUGGUGGGGCCUCUGUUAGAACAAGGAGUGGAGAAAACGAAAGCAGCGGCCGUCUGCAUCUCAGAAAAGAGCGUUCACUUCAUCCACUGGGUGAAAGAAACGACGCCGCUCGUCAUAGACUGGGUGAACACCAACACUCCAGACAGUGUGUUCCAGGUGUUGGCGUAUCUGAAGGAGCUGCUCCUGCUCCUCCACCGCAACUACAUCCUCCCAGCUCUGGCCUAUAUCAGUGAGCUGCUGCAGCGAGCCUGGACCAGCCUACAGGACUCCUGCAAUUUCUUACGUUUCAGAAACACAGGGAGACAAGGAAAGAGAGAGACGGCGAGACAGGGAGAGACACUGGGACAGGGACACAUGGAGAGAGCAAGAGAUCGAGACAGGGAGAGACACUGGGACAGGAAGACAGACAGGGACACAUGGAGAGAGCAAGAGAGAAAAAUGCAAAGAUAGGGAGAGAGACAAUGAGGCAGAGAGAGAGAAAUAAAUGCUGCAGGGAGACAGAAAAUUGGGGAAAGGAAGAGACGGAGGAAAAAACUGAGGUAGUGAUAAAAAAAAAAAUGGAAAGAAAUCCAAUUAAUGAAAGCACACAAAAAUAAGUUGAGGUGUUGAAUUCAGACAGGCUGUCAGGCACUGAUGUUUG